UUGAUUGACCUUCUGGUGUCAGAUAGAAGAUGGAAUAUGGCACUGUAUCCCCUAAAAGAAGUUUGGGGCCAUUUAAAAAGUGCUCUGAGUCUCAUUCGCCAAACUAAAGGCUACCCAGAAGAGGAGAUUGUAUGGCUAAUGAUCAAGGCUUGGAAUAUUGGAAUAUUGAUGUAUAGCAGGAACAAGUAUAUGUCUGCAGAAAGGUGGGCAAGAAUGACAUUGGAGUUCCUUGGCCAACUUGGUUCCCUCAAAACAAAUUAUGAAGCAAAGAUGAAACUUUUAUAUGCCAACCUCAUGGAAGCAUUAGAUGAAAGGUUGGAUUUAAGGUCUACAGAGAUGACUGAACGGAUAAGAGCACUUGCUGUUCCUCCAGAGGGCCAAGGUUCAGUUCCCAGCACCAACAUGGCAGCUCAAAACCAUCUGUAACUCCAGCUCCAGGGGAUCUGACACUGUCUUCUGGUCACUACGGGUACCACGGUGCAUGUGCAUAAAAUUAAAGUGUGAUUUCACUUCUCAGUGAAGAGUGAUAAUGAUUGGAGGAAAUUGUAGAAAGGAGGUGUAUAUUCAUGAGCUGGUAAAUAUUUCACUGUUAUAUGUUCCUUUGAACCUUUGUUUUCUUAAGCCCUGUUCUUAUGUUGACUGAAAGUUUCUCAAAUAAAAGCAUUUUGACUUUUA
Rattus rattus (black rat) is the source of this 675-nucleotide messenger RNA. Its product is annotated as testis-expressed protein 11-like. The coding region runs from base 37 to 426 and encodes 129 amino acids. The transcript is spliced from 3 exons. The record is from RefSeq and is a predicted model, not a curated record. Gene Ontology annotation, cellular component: central element. Gene Ontology annotation, biological process: male meiosis chromosome segregation; synaptonemal complex assembly; reciprocal meiotic recombination. Lineage: Eukaryota; Metazoa; Chordata; Mammalia; Rodentia; Muridae.